This is a messenger RNA of Endocarpon pusillum Z07020, 1044 nucleotides long. RefSeq lists its product as uncharacterized. The coding region runs from base 1 to 1044 and encodes 347 amino acids. Gene Ontology annotation, molecular function: transmembrane transporter activity. Lineage: Eukaryota; Fungi; Ascomycota; Eurotiomycetes; Verrucariales; Verrucariaceae. The record is from RefSeq and is a predicted model, not a curated record. The transcript has 6 exons. Gene Ontology annotation, biological process: transmembrane transport.
AUGGCAUGGUUAGAUUACGAUACGAGGACACGGCUGAUCAAGAAAUACCGAACCCAGUUUGCAUCGUGCCCAGCAACAGUCCUGGCAGUUCUUGCUGGUUCCCCAUUUGAGAAUAUCAAGACACGCAUGCAGUCUAAACACUUCAAGAAUGGUUGGGAAUGCAUCAAGUACACCCACAAGACUGAAGGCAUCCGUGGUUUCUGGGCGGGAACUACUGCACCACUGAUCCUUAUCACUAUAUCGCGUGUCAUCGGUUUCUCUGUCUACCAGCAAACAAAAUAUGCCAUCGACGGAAUAAUGAGCAGAGCCACAGGAGACUCACCCCUUGCACUGGUCAACACCCCUGGCACCUACCCAAACUUUUCCACAACAUUCUGCUUUGGCACAGCCGGUGCAAUCUCUGGUGUUGCGACUACUCUCUUCACCUGUCCUGUCGAAGUUGCCAAGAAUGCUACUCAGACUUCAGUCCUUAUGGCUGGCCUCAGUGGCGAAGCUCGAGGUCCAUCUAUCAGCAACGUCGCUCCAAAGAAGAACGUCGGACGAGUCUCCUCUAUUGCUGCAACGCGCGAAAUCUUCCAACGUCACGGAUUCUUCGGCCUCUACACCGGCUUCAAGCUCCACCUGGCGCGUGAUGUGGUGGGAAGUGCAAUCUAUUUCGGUGUCUAUGAGGCUACGAAGCAGGCAAUGACAAGCUUUCAAAAGACCGAAAAGGCCAACACACCUCUUGCUGUUGCCACGGCCGGCAUGCUCUGCGGUAUCUGUUCUUGGAGCUUGACCUACCCGCUCGACACGAUGAAGACUCGCGUCCAGAACUCCCUUGUCGGCAACGUCUCCAAAGUCGCACAAGAAUCUGCAGCGCGUUCUUCCAAGUUCAAGGGCAUCGAGAUGAUCAUUAUGCGUUCCUGUAUUCAGAAUAUGAUUCAGAUGUCCCUGUUCGAGGAGAUCAAGAACUGGAUCAAUGCAAAGCCGUUUAAGGACGGCACCACGAAGCUGGAGGACCGAGACAAGGAGAAGAGGGCCCUAGGAAGGCCACCUACCAUUUAG